UUGAUAAUUCUGAGAAAAAAUAACUCCGCUAAGCAGGUAGUUAAUUCACUUAGGUUACUCUAUAGACAAAAUGCUUAGUAUAACACAGGGUGAAAAAAAAACAUUAAUGAAAAAUGGGCGUAACUUCGACUGAGUGAGGCAGCUGUCUGUGUAGACGAUCUCUGCAACGGGCGAUAUCUUCCGACCUCCUGUUUCCAACUGUCGGAGGAGGAGGAGAGUCUCCCCAGUUUCCUACCCGAAAUCGGGAAUCUUGAAGAAGCCAUGGCGUCAGGCCUGUCCAGUGUUGUUGUGUUGGCUUUAUGUGUGACUCUGGCCCCUUAUGUAUCUGCAGGGGACGACUGUCAGUCCUAUACAGAUGAAUUUAACCAAUACAAACCAUCCCUGGAGUGCAGCUCGGGUUUUUGCUGUGGAGACUGCACAAGAAGAUACUGCUGUCACCAAAGUAUCUGGAGGUUUUCUGAGGAUAAACAAGAAAGAUGUAAAUACAGUCGUUUUAACAGUCAGGGGCCACAAAUCACCAUGAUCGUUGGUAUUUGUGGCUUUGUUGUCUUCUUACUCAUCGUCAUCUGCUGCUGUGUGUGUCCCUGCUGCUGCCUGUACAAGAUGUGCCGCAAGCCAAGACCUGUGGUAACUACCACCACUCACACCACAGUGGUCACCACCUCUCCUCAGCAGUACCCUCAGCAGUACCCCCAGCAGCCAACUGCUACACCUGGUCAGCCUCAGUCCUACCAGGGGGCACAGUAUCCACCCUACCAGCCCAUACCAGUGCAGACGGGUUAUGGAGCCCAGCCAAUGCCGCAGGGGUAUGGGCCUCAGCCCCUGCCAACAUCACCCUACCACGGACAAGGGUUCAUAGCACCGCCACCGUCAUAUCAGGAAGCCACUGGCCCCUGCUACCCUCCCAACCCGAUGCCUUACAGCCAGGCUGCAUUUACUCCCGGCCAACCAGCCUACCCUAUGCAGCCUCCUGUCCAGCCGCAGCCCAAUGCUCCACCCGCACACGCAGAUUACCUAACCCAGCCAGCAUACAACCCGGAUUUUGUGGCACCACCACUACCCAAGACUGGAUAGUGCACCACAGCGCCACACUGUCAGCCACUUUAAUCGUGCUGCCACAUUUUCGAACAUGGCAGAACUGGAAAUGUGUGAUCUGAAUCCAGAUGAGAAUUGUUUCUUGAUUCAGGUGACUUGGUUGUUGAAUACAGGGAUGUUAGGACACAUUUGUAGUUGCUGUAGUGCAUCUGUUCUAUCGAAGAGUUGCCAAGUGAAAAUGUUGAUACCUCUUGGUUUGUAUUGCAUGGACUUACAAUAUACAAGUGGUGAGAUUGUUUUUAUAUAUUAUUUCUUAGUGUCUCAAUCUUGGUAAAUUACACAUUAAAGUCUGAGCUUAAAGAUGAAAUGCUUUGACAUUUUCCAGCAUUCUGAACAUGCCUCAACAUCUCCCUUCUAUUCUGUCUAUGCUGUGCACCGGCCGAACAUGCUUGACCUCCUAAUUCACCAUCUACAGUGACUGCAGUCAGACUCUUCAGGACUUUUGGUGCUCUGCCAGUUAAUUUCUGACUGAUAAAAGUGCUUUGAAUGUUUUUUUUCAUGUACUCUUCAUUUUCCUUUGUCCCUGGUGUUUUGGAAGGCAUGCAAUGCUUUUUAUGGAUUACUUGAGAACAAAUCAAGUCAAAAGGGUGCAUCUGUUCUCCCUUGAGGAUUUAUGAUGGAAAGAAUACAUGCUAAUGUCAGUUGAUUACCGAUAUUCAGAGGCUAACCAAGUUAAUAGUGUGUGUUCAGGAAAAAUCCCCCAGCAAAAAGGGAAUGUUAAUCACUCAUCAAUUCAAGCCCUCCACACAGGGGAAGUACACUUCAUAUUUAAGUUUUGUGUUCAUGUUUGUGUUUUCCUUUCUUUUUUUGCUCAGGUUAUUUUCAGUAUUUGUUUUAAGGCGAGACACCACAGUCAGAUAAGAUAAAAUUUUUUUGUUUACUUUGUGAUAUACCAAUGAGGUAAUUCCUCAUUAAAUAUGUGCUGAUUUGUAUAUCACACAAAUAUAUCCAUUUUCCAGCACAUUAGUAAGAGUCAGAUGGAUUUUUUGGCUUUGUUGUGACAAUAUACCAAAUGUCCAGACAUUUGGCCACGGUUCAUCAAAAUAUAGUUUUUUAAUAGAUUUAUUCAAAAUGUGUGAAGGAAUUAUAAAAGAUAAUUUAAAAAAGCUCUCUAAAUGUCUUGCUAUGAGACCUCAGAAGCAGUGUGUAAAAGGAAGACGAUCAUCACUACCCUGCAGAGCGAGGCAAAUUGCUUGGAGUCUGAAAAUUGACAGAUUGAAGCAAAAUCAUCAUUUUGGACUGUGGUGUCCGGCCUUGAAACGUGUAACUGAGCUGAAAUACAUCGGCAGCUUUAAAUGAAAUAUGCCUUAGUGAUUAAAAAUUUUUUUUUAAUCAACCAAACAUUCAUAUAGUCAAGUUCACAAAAACAAAUGCUAUACUUACAAAAUGCAUGAAACAACUGUGCCUUCUUAGCCAUGUUGUGUGUAUGUAAUUUAAUUUAGUUUAAAAUCUCCUUUUCCUACUCAGUAUUGUGUUAUUUGCCUGGAAAUUGUCAUCAUCAUUGCCUGUAUUUGACUGUACCAGCAUAACAGUCAGGUUUGAAUAAUUAGUCUGUAGUUUUUUUAUUGUCUAAAACCAAACUAAAAGCCUUCCUCGCUCUUCUUUGUCACUCAUGUUUUUCUGUAAUGGAGCCAUCACUUCUGCUUUCUGCAAUAACUUACUGAAGUGACCUUUUUCUUAUGAUCCAGCUGAACGUGGUAAAGUCACAGUUCAUGUGACGAGCCAGACAUUGAUCUUUUGAGCUACUCUAUAUGAAAUCCCUCACUUUUCAACUUCCUUUGUUUAGACGUUGGUUGUGGUCAAAAAACACAAUAGCAUUACAUGAGUAUCGCUGGUACAGGUUUCUAAAUGACAAACUCAUCACAUCUGUGCUGUGGUUUAUAUUAUUUUACCGUCUGACAUGAGAAACCACAUGCCAGCGAACAUAAGUGGCCUGGUGUCCUCACGUAUCUUAAUUUUACAAUUCACAAAAAAAAACAAAAACAAUUUUGUGAGGAAUGUGCAUCUGUUUCUUACAUCGACCAAGCGAUUUGUCUGUGUACUUAAUCAUAGGCUUGCCUGAAUCUGUCUUAUAAAUGUGUUCUGUCUGUGAUUUCAGUCCUUUGGCCAGUGUUUAUUGUUCAAGGUGACUUCAGUUGGAGUGUUUUUAUUUGCGUGUGUGGAUUAUAGCCAUUUGUGUUCUUUAUGAAAGGCAUACCAGUAAAGAUUUAUUCUUG
Molecule: messenger RNA, 3311 nt
Organism: Micropterus dolomieu (smallmouth bass)
Lineage: Eukaryota; Metazoa; Chordata; Actinopteri; Centrarchiformes; Centrarchidae
Product: protein shisa-5-like
Exons: 5
Coding region: 262-1074 (270 amino acids)
Source: RefSeq, a predicted model, not a curated record